Molecule: messenger RNA, 775 nt
Organism: Dipodomys ordii (Ord's kangaroo rat)
Lineage: Eukaryota; Metazoa; Chordata; Mammalia; Rodentia; Heteromyidae
Gene: Tube1
Product: tubulin, epsilon 1
Exons: 6
Coding region: 45-749 (234 amino acids)
Biological process (GO): microtubule cytoskeleton organization; mitotic cell cycle
Cellular component (GO): cytoplasm; microtubule
Molecular function (GO): structural constituent of cytoskeleton; GTP binding
Source: RefSeq, a predicted model, not a curated record
ACGGCCGCCCCCUUUGUGCUGCCCGGUAUUGGCAGUCUGGCGGGAUGACCCAGUCGGUAGUGGUCCAAGUCGGCCAGUGCGGAAACCAGAUCGGCUGCUGCUUCUGGGACCUGGCGCUAAGGGAGCACGCCUCGGUCAACCAGGCUGUCUUGAUUGACAUGGAAGAAGGGGUUGUGAAUGAAAUUCUCCAGGGACCAUUGAGAGAUGUGUUUGAUAGCAAGCAGCUUAUUACUGAUAUUUCUGGCUCAGGAAAUAAUUGGGCUGUUGGUCACAAAGUGUUUGGUAGUCUUUACCAAGAACAGAUUCUAGAGAAACUCAGAAAGUCAGCCGAGCACUGUGAUUGCUUGCAAUGUUUCUUUAUAAUACACUCCAUGGGAGGAGGAACAGGAUCAGGACUUGGCACAUUUCUUUUAAUGAUGCUGAAAGAUGAAUUCCCAGAAGUAUACAGAUUUGUGACUUCCAUUUAUCCUUCAAGCGAGGAUGAUGUCAUAACCUCACCAUACAAUAGCAUGUUGGCAAUGAAGGAACUGAAUGAGCAUGCAGACUGUGUGUUGCCCAUUGACAAUCAAUCUUUAUUUGACAUCAUUAGCAAAAUUGACCUCAUGGUGAGUUCUGGAAAGCUGGGUACAAUUGUGAAACCAAAGAGUCUGAUUACUUCAAAUGCUGAGGCUUUAAAAAGCAGACAUAAGAAGCCCUUUGAUGCAAUGAACAACAUUGUGGCAAAUUUGCUACUCAACCUAACAAGGUAAUUCUGCAGAUGAAAAAAUCACUUGGC